Messenger RNA from Halichondria panicea, 985 nucleotides. RefSeq lists its product as uncharacterized. The coding region runs from base 27 to 842 and encodes 271 amino acids. The record is from RefSeq and is a predicted model, not a curated record. Lineage: Eukaryota; Metazoa; Porifera; Demospongiae; Suberitida; Halichondriidae. The transcript is spliced from 6 exons.
CAAAGCAGUACAAAUCAUCGUCAGACAUGGCAUCCACCGAUGUUCAGCAGCCAGUGUCACUUGAGCCUUCUGAUCACUCUGCUUUGGAUGGAAUCCUGAGGCAUCAUCUCACAUUAGAAGCUCCUCCAAGAACUGGUGAUAGUGAUCAACAGGCCGACAGUCAAACUAAUCUGAAGACGAGCCAAAACAAAGUGAUCCUUCAAACACAAUCAUCAACAUCGUCAGGGCACAAAGCAACACGUCAGUUCUCCAGACCCACUGUUCAUCAGAACACACUGGAGUCAGAUAACAAGCGACGACCAAUUGUGCUCAAAAGAAACUCGUCUCGCUACCGACCCCCCUCUCCUGAACCCCCUGACCCCAACUCUGAGGCAAAGUCUGUGACCAUUAGACGCAUGCAGAGUAACUUACUCGAGUGGGAUAAGAAACUGGACGACAUAAAUGCCAAAAAACUAAAGGAUGAGGCGAUUCAGCAAGCUGAGAUGAGGGAGAGGGAUGAUCAGAUCAAAGAGCUAACGGAGAAGCUGGCCAAUGAAACUGAGGGUAGGAAAACUGCUGAGGAACAUAGGGAUGACCUUGAACAACGACUGGCAAGUACCGAGGAUGAGUUAGGAAACACUAAAGAUCAGUGCGACCAGCUCCAGAGCGACCUAACCCAAUACGAAGCAGCCUAUGAGGAGAUAAGUGCACAGAGGAUGGAGCUAGAGGAACAGCUGUCGGGGAAUAGCCAGCUGCUACAGCAGAGUGAGUCUAUGAGGAGGCGACUGGAUGACACUGUCAUUGAGCUACAAGGACAGCUGGCUAUAGAGGAGCAACGUUCCAAGUUCUGCUCUAUCAUGUGACAAUGUUUUUAGUAUUAUAAUUAUUGUCUGUCAGGUUUCCCGUUCACUUUUCUGCUCUGUAAUUAUAUGACAUGGAUAUAUGGAUCAAAAAUUUAUAACCCUUUGUGUAUACAUUAUACGUAUUAUUAUUUUACAUACCAUAA